AUGUUUAUUAUUAGAAAAAAAUUGCCAUCCAGUCGAAACAGUCGAUUGUUUUUAAACUAUCUAUCUAUCUAUCUAUCUAUCUAUCUAUCUAUCUAUCUAUCUAUCUGGCUCCUUGUUAGCUUAUCACGUGCGACUUCGUUUCUUGCAACUCCGUUCCUUCAUUUUAUAAGUGUGGAAACGCAUCCGAGCCAGGCUUUUAUUUAUUUUCUAUUUUUUGUUUUCGUUUUUCAUACACUCUCUUUCUUUCUUUCUUUCUGUUUUUUUUUUCUUACAUCUAUUUCUUUUUUUUCUUUCUUUGAUUUUAAAUUUGUCUCUUUAUUUCUUUCGUUCUUUUCUGUUUAUGUAUUUUUCUUCCGUUCAUUUUUGUUUCUACUUCACAUUUUCUCUCUUCGUUUCUUCUUCCAUGCAUAUCUUUCUUUCUUUCUCUCAUUAUUUCUUUCAUUCAUUCUUUCUUUCAUCUUACAUCCAUCGCUUUCUUUCUUUCUUUCUUUUUUCUUUCUUUCUUUCUUUCUUUCUUUUUUUUCUUUCUUUCUUUCUUUCUUUCUUUCUUUCAUCCAUAUCUUUUACUUUCUUUCUUUCUUUCUUUCUUUCUUUCUUUCUUUCUUUUCUUUUUACAUGCAUGCCUUUUUUUCUUUUUUUAUCCAUCUCUUCCUUCCUUUCUUUUUCUCAUUUUUUCUUUCAUUCAUUCAUUCUUCUUACAACCAUCUCUUCCUUUCUUUCUUUCUUUUUUCUUUCUUUCUUUCUUUCUUUCUUUUUUCUUUCUUUCUUUUUUUCUUACAUACAUACCUUUAUUUCUUUUUUCAUCCAUCUCUUUCUUUCUUUCUUUCUUUCUUUCAUUCAUUCUUUUUACACCUAUCUCUUUCUUUUCUUUCUUUCUUUCUUUCUUUCUUUCUUUCUUUCUUUCUUUCUAUAUACAUACCUUCAUUUAUUUCUUUUUUAUCUAUCUCUCAUUCUUUCUUUCAUUCUUUCUUCUUACAUAAUCUCUUUCUUUCUUUCUUUCUUUCUUUCUUUUCUUCUUACAUGCAUACCUUUAUUUCUUCUUUUAUCCAUCCCUUUCUCUCUUUCUUUCUUUCUUUCUUUCUUUCUUUCUUUCUUUCUUUCUUUCUUCUUACACCCAUCUCUUUUCCUUUCUUUCUUUCUUUCUUUCUUUCUUUCUUUCUUUCUUUCUUUCUUUCUUCUUACACCCGUCUCUUCCUUUCUUUCUUCCUUCCUUCCUUUCUUUCUUUCUUUCUUUCUUUCUUUCUUUCUUUCUUUCUUUCUUUCUUUCUUUCUUUCUUUCUUUCUUCUUACACCCAUCUCUUCCUUUUCUUUCUUUCUUUCUUUCUUUCUUUCUUUCUUUCUUUCUUUCUUUCUUUCUUUCUUCUUACCCGUCUCUUCCUUUCUUUCUUUCUUCCUUCCUUUCUUCCUUCCUUUUCUUUCUUUCUUUCUUUCUUUCUUUCUUUCUUUUCUUUCUUUCUUUUUUCUUCUUACACCCAUCUCUUCCUUUCUUUCUUUCUUUCUUUCUUUCUUUCUUUCUUUUCUUUCUUUCUUUCUUUCUUUUCUUUUUACAUAUAUACCUUUAUUUAUCUCUUUUUUUUAUCCAUCUCUUUCUUUCUUUCUUUCUCUCAUUCUUACAUUCAUAUCUUUUUACUUUCUUUCUUUCUUUCUUUUUUUCUUAAUCAAACUGUUUCUUUCUUUAUUUAG
Molecule: messenger RNA, 1683 nt
Organism: Acanthosepion pharaonis
Lineage: Eukaryota; Metazoa; Mollusca; Cephalopoda; Sepiida; Sepiidae
Source: the annotation of a GenBank genome assembly